CUCCAGCUCGCUGGGCUGCAGCAGCCGGUCUCUCGCGCUCUCUUCUCUCUCAAGUUUCCUAUCUGCUCAAGAUCGGAGCCUGGGCAGGAAAAGCCCCAGGUCUGCUCGGGGCUGCAGAGCUGCAAUGAAGAUAAAAUCGAACAUCGACAGCAUGCAGUUACUGCUUUUUGUUUUCUUGAUGUGGGACCCAAUCAGGUUGGUGCUGGCGAACAUCCAAGAAGAUGGGCCAGAAAACAACAUCACCAUUUUUACAAGAAUUCUAGACAGACUCCUGGAUGGUUAUGAUAACCGGCUUAGACCGGGACUCGGAGACAGUAUUACUGAAGUCUUCACCAACAUCUACGUGACCAGUUUUGGCCCUGUCUCAGAUACAGAUAUGGAGUAUACAAUAGAUGUGUUCUUCCGACAAAAGUGGAAAGAUGAAAGGUUAAAAUUUAAAGGUCCUAUGAAUAUCCUUCGACUUAACAAUUUAAUGGCUAGCAAAAUCUGGACUCCAGACACCUUCUUUCACAAUGGGAAAAAAUCGGUGGCUCAUAACAUGACAAUGCCCAAUAAGCUUCUUAGAAUCCAGGACGAUGGGACACUGCUGUACACAAUGAGGCUUACAGUUCAAGCUGAAUGUCCAAUGCAUUUGGAGGAUUUUCCAAUGGAUGCUCAUUCAUGCCCUCUGAAAUUUGGCAGCUAUGCAUAUACAACCUCAGAGGUCACUUAUAUUUGGACUUACAAUGCAUCUGAUUCAGUACAAGUUGCUCCUGAUGGCUCCAGGUUAAAUCAGUAUGACCUGUUGGGCCAAUCAAUUGGGAAGGAGACAAUUAAGUCCAGUACAGGUGAAUAUACCGUAAUGACAGCUCAUUUCCACUUGAAAAGAAAAAUUGGGUAUUUUGUGAUUCAGACGUAUCUGCCUUGCAUCAUGACUGUCAUUCUCUCCCAAGUGUCAUUCUGGCUUAACAGAGAAUCUGUGCCUGCAAGGACAGUAUUUGGCAACUCAGAUUUACUCAUUGUUAAAUUCCAAGAAAAGAAAUCUCCAGUUAGUACAUCCCCUUCAAUAAAAACUGAAGGCAUUACAUUAACAUACAACUCAGUGAAGGCAAUUCUUCAAGGAUCUAAGCUAAUAUGGUCUAAAUAUAUAGCUUUCUCAUGGCCCAGUUUAAUCCAAGGAAAGACUUUAGAGUACUUAGAGAAGUGGAUGGACUGUAUAACCUUCAAAGGAUUUUCUAAAAAAGAGAAAGCCUCCGUCAUGAUCCAGAACAACGCCUAUGCAGUGGCUGUGGCCAAUUAUGCCCCGAAUCUUUCAAAAGACCCAGUUCUCUCCACCAUCUCCAAGAGCGCAGCCACGCCAGAACCCAACAAGAAGCCGGAGAACAAGCCAGCCGAAGCCAAGAAAACCUUCAACAGUGUUAGCAAAAUUGACAGAAUGUCUAGAAUAGUCUUCCCAGUUUUGUUUGGUACCUUUAAUCUGGUUUACUGGGCUACGUAUUUAAACAGGGAGCCUGUGUUAGGGGUCAGUCCUUGAGCGUCGGCACAGGUUAACUUUGGGAUGUGUAGCACCAUGAAGCUCGGUUUGUUUUGCUCUGUACAGUCUGACUAAUAACUGCUAAUUGGUGAACCAACAUGUACAGUAUGUAUAUAGCGAUAUAGCUUAACCGUACACCUUUCAAGGAGACAUGAAUUUGCUACUGCGUGGAACUGUAGGCAGAAAGUACCUCGUGCCCAAAUCAUGACUUACCCUAGGAACUGGCUUAAGAUGGAUUUCAGACGACCUGAUUUAUUUCCUCUUGUAACAGCGAUGAAACUGGAGACCCCCCUCUACCACACUCGAUGAACUUUUUUUUGACUUGGGUCUUAUAUAGAAGUGUUUUUCUACUGUUGCUUAACUGUAAUGUAAGAUAACAUUGUAAUUCCAGGAUCAAUUCUUCUAAAUAACGGAACCUCAUAUCAGCAACUUCAGUCCCUUCUUGGGUGUUCAGAAUCCCUCCUAGCAUAAUUGGAAGCUUAGCACACAUUAGAAGGAACACUAGAGAUUUGACAUCAGCUUUUAAUUCCUCUCUAUAGUAUCUAUAGCCAUGUACAUAUUAUAGCAUGACAAGCCCAAAUAAUUAUGAGUAACACCGAUCUGGAUGCCUAGAAUUUAGUGACUCUCAGAAUGCCAUGGUCAUUACAUUUUCAGCAUCAGAGUUUAUUUGAAAGUCAUAAUGGAAAUCCUCAUGGUCAUUUUAAUCAUUGGCAACUCUCUUAAAUUGUUUGAAAAAGUAAAAUAAAAAUGUGUCUUACUCUUUCCAGGUAUGUGUUGUUUUGAAAUUGAUCAGUUCAAUUUUCUCGGUGCUGGAGACUGGAAAAAGCACCCCAUUGGCUGCUGUGGAGCAGCUUUCAUAUGAGAGUAGAAAAUUGUGCCAGAAACUCCCACCACUGAGAACUCACAGGUGUCACAGAAUGUAGAUAUGUAGGUGAACACGUACAUGAUUCUCUUCUUUCCUGUUUACUGCAAAUUCUGCCUUAAGGCUUCUUUUCAUCAGGACUCAGAAGCCACCAAUUACAAUGGAAAGGGCAGUGAGUUGGCACAUUUCUUGUCUUGAAAGCAGCACUCUCAGAUAAGAAUUCAACGUAAAUCUGCUUUUGUAAAUUGCAACUUUAAAUUUCACUGACUCAAAUUUACAACAGCUUUGUAUACCGGGAGAGGUUUUGGUAAGAGUUGAACAUUUUUAAACUGCAACUUCAAAGCGUCACCAAGAUCGCAAAUCAGUUCAUACGCACACACAUAACACACACACACACACACAAGUAGCUACCUUAGAACACAUACACAAACAAGUGGCUAAAUUAAAAACUAAAUUUUUCUACUUUAUAUAAUUAUUUAUGGAUGAAUUUUAUUUUUCUUCUAAUAUUAAAAAAAAUACUCUUUAUGCCCCUCAAAAAUGUUAAUAGAAGGUAACAAUUGUGUCUUAUGCCUGGAUUCAAUGUUUUUGGCAAACUUAAAAUCCUUUUGAUUCACAUACACAUUAGCAGUUAUUAGUUGACUUUUACUAGUAGUUAUGAUGGUGUUUUUGUAGCAACAUCAGUAGUCAAAUAGUGGCAUUUCUUGCAAUUUUGUACAGUAUUUCAGAAUAGUGCAUAAAUAGAUACAUUCAUAAAAUCAGUAAAAUUAUUAUCUUAUUGAAGUAAGCAAAGGCACAAAAACUGCUAUCCCUUUGCCUAGUCUAAAAUGUUUCUUGUUUUCUUCGUUUUAGUGUGGUUUUUAUUAUGUGCUUUGCAUGGUUAUCUUAUUACCAAGGUCACAAAUGCAUCUCUUUAACAGAAUUCACCCUGAAGACAGCCUUGACAGUAAACAGUCCCUCACAAAGUGUAAUCUAUCAUCUAGGAUAAAAAAAGAGUAAUAUGCUAAUUAGACUGGAUGUCCCUCCAGAAGACCUUCUGGAUGAAGUCAGGGCUGCAAGGGAAGCCCGGGUCC
Myotis davidii is the source of this 3445-nucleotide messenger RNA. RefSeq names its product gamma-aminobutyric acid type A receptor alpha2 subunit (gene GABRA2). The record is from RefSeq and is a predicted model, not a curated record. Gene Ontology annotation, molecular function: GABA-gated chloride ion channel activity; transmitter-gated monoatomic ion channel activity involved in regulation of postsynaptic membrane potential; inhibitory extracellular ligand-gated monoatomic ion channel activity. The transcript is spliced from 11 exons. NCBI's taxonomy places the organism in Eukaryota, Metazoa, Chordata, Mammalia, Chiroptera, Vespertilionidae. The coding region runs from base 125 to 1513 and encodes 462 amino acids. Gene Ontology annotation, cellular component: synapse; postsynapse; GABA-A receptor complex. Gene Ontology annotation, biological process: chloride transport; regulation of postsynaptic membrane potential; monoatomic ion transmembrane transport.